Molecule: messenger RNA, 6477 nt
Organism: Leptinotarsa decemlineata (Colorado potato beetle)
Lineage: Eukaryota; Metazoa; Arthropoda; Insecta; Coleoptera; Chrysomelidae
Product: probable protein phosphatase 2C T23F11.1
Biological process (GO): protein dephosphorylation
Molecular function (GO): protein serine/threonine phosphatase activity; cation binding
Source: RefSeq, a predicted model, not a curated record
AGGUUUUGUCUAAAAACAGAUAUUUUCAAUCAAGUGACUCAGAAGCUAUUCACAUAAAGCUAUAAAGUUUCAAGUGUUUUCCGUUUUACGCAUCAUUGUAAGUCCAGAAUCAAAUAACAAUGUCUUUCUAUUUUUAUCUCCGACCACCAGUUCAGUUGCUCUUAGAGAAAUCAAAUCAAGACAAGAAAGACGAUAAACCAAAUCAAGAAAAGAAAGCAGAGAAGAAAAGAAAACAUUCUUUCUUUCGUCUACAUCUUAAAAAACAUGACAAACCUGCAAAAAUUCAAACAUUUACCGUUCACACAACAAUGGGUCAAACUCUGUCAGAGCCAGUUACAGCGAAAGAUACUUCUUGUUGCCAAAAUUCUAUCUUUCAGGUGGGAUCUAGUUGUAUGCAAGGAUGGAGAAUAAACAUGGAAGAUUCUCAUACACAUAUACUGUCUUUACCUGAUGAUCCAAACACUGCCUUUUUUGCAGUAUAUGAUGGGCAUGGUGGGUCUAAGGUAGCAGAGUAUGCAGGUAAACACUUACACAAAUAUAUUAUUAAUCGGAAAGAAUACAAAGAUGGGGACAUCCCCCAAGCAAUGAAGAAAGCAUUUCUCGAGCUAGAUUCUCACAUGCACGACGAAGAUAGUCUGAAACAAGAAGCUUCAGGUACAACUGCGAUCACGAUCCUCGUGAAAGAUAACAAAUUGUAUUGUGCUAAUGUCGGUGAUUCCCGAGCUGUAGUUAGCAUAAAAGGGCAGGCAGAAGCCCUUUCUGAAGAUCACAAACCUUCGAAUCAGGGUGAGUACGAUAGAAUCACAGCUGCUGGUGGCUGGGUGGACUGCAACAGAGUCAAUGGAAAUCUGGCUCUCUCUAGGGCUCUUGGAGAUUUUGCAUUCAAAAGAAACUCGGAAAAGGGACCGGAGGAUCAAAUUGUUACAGCAUUUCCAGACGUUGUAGAACGCAGUAUUACCUCCGACUGGGAAUUCAUUGUGCUUGCCUGUGAUGGAAUUUGGGAUGUGAUGAGCAACAAGGAAGUGGUCUCCUAUGUUCGAGAGAAUAUCGCCAAUGGUCUGGAGCCCGAAGAAAUCUGUGAAAAUCUCAUGAUGCACUGCCUGGCCCCCGACUGUCAGAUGGCAGGUUUGGGAUGUGAUAAUAUGACUGUUGUAAUUGUCGCCUUAUUGCAUGGAGAGACAUAUGAAAAGUUGCAGGAGAGAUGUAAAGUACCUCCGGAUGAACAAGAGGAAGUCACAAAUAUCAAAGAUACUGAAAACGAAAAUAUUUAGUGCUCCGGGAGACAUUUUGUUUAAGGGAUGGGUAUUGAUGUGAUUCUUACUAAAUUGUCUAAAAUGAUUUCUGUCACAAUUAUUUUGAUCUCAAAGGCACCAUUGCCAAAACCGACCACAAUCUUGUAAGCCUACAAAGUUUCAGUGAAUCAUGGAUGAAGUUUGGAAUGAAAUUGUGACUUUUUUUUCUCGCAGAUAUUGUUACUAUUGAUGCUGUAUUCUAUUUGAAAUUUUUUGUUAUAAUCUCUUUAUUGAUAGUUGAAAUUUCAUCACUUUCAAAUAAAUAAUUGAAUUGGGUGUCACGUUGAAUAAUUAUAGUAAGUUUUGUAUUAAGUAAUUGAGUUAAUAGAUGAUUCACUUGGUUUAUAAGAGAUCAAAUUCUAUUGAGUAGAGAAACUUUCCAUUAAGCCACUUUUGAUUUGAAAACAAUUUUUCAAUCAGAGUAUUAACCUGUUCCAAAGUCGAACUGAAUAUUGAUCUCUGAGGUGUAUUUAGUUUGGAUGGAUUAGGUACAGAUUAUAAAUAAAAAUUCAGUGAUAUGAAUAAAAUUUAUCAAAUGUUGAGGUAUAUUUUCUAAACUGAGGAUCAUCAGAGAAUUCACAAUUUUGAAUAUUGGAUUAUGUAGAUAUCAACAUUAGUGAAUACUUCGAAGGAUUUUCGGAUAUACCAGUUUUAGGGGUUGAAAGUUAAAGAUUUCAGUGUUUUUAUGAGCUGAACACUGUCACAAAUCUAUUCUAAAGUGAGAAUUUAAAUCUAUAUCAAAGCUAUUUUCCGGGUUUGUUGGCCAUGGUUUUCAGGUUUUUAUGCCUGACAUUUAUGACUGCACUAGACAUUAUCUAAGAUGAUGACAGACAGUGUUCUGGUUGGUGUUCGAAGCAGAUACCACAGAAUUAAUCUUUGGAUUUAUUCCUUUGGUGGUGAGUGUAGCUUUAUUUCUACAGGUUAAAUUAAAUGACAUGAUAAGAGAGCAAUUAUAUGCAGGUAGCCAGAAUUUAUUUAUGUUAAUAUUAUCCUCUUUCUGGUUGAGAUUGUGCUUCUGAAUUCCUAUCAUUUCCCUUUCUAGUCUUAGAUAGUGUUACUCUGAGUUCUAUCCAUGACUUGGGUCUUUUCACACAUGAUAAUGUGGGUACCUUCUCUAAGUACAUGUUCCCCUAGCGCUGGUUUGUUGGUAUGCCCCCUAGCGACAAUUUCUUUGUUGUUCAAUACCGGGCACUGGAAGAGAAAAUUAAGAUAACUAAAAUUUGGCUGCCUGCACUUGCUUGCUCUCGUAUCAGAUCACUUAAUUAAUCCAAUAGGAAUGAAGUCACACCCACUACCAAUGGUAUAAAUUUGGAGACCCAAACCAAUGCUGUGUUGGACAACCAGAACACGUCUAUUGUCUUAUGACCUUUGAAAACCACAGUCAACAAACCCAGAAAAUAGCUUUGGUACAAUUAGUAAAUGGUUGUUGAACUUUUGCCAUUGAAUUUGAUGAGGCUCGAAAAUUAUUUUCAACUUACGUUUUACCAACCAAGAUGUUAUUCUAAAGUAAUAACUAUUAUAAUAAUCUGAUGGCAAUUUAGUCGACAAAACUGACAACAAAAAAAACAACUUUCAACUUGUUUUAUUCGAUCAUAUUGAAAAAAGGCUCAUUCAUGGUUCAUCAAUGAAAAACAGCAUAUUUAAAACAAAUCAAUACACAAGUAAUCAGACUAUUGAAUUGUUUAAUUUUGCAGUUCGGUUGGCAGAUCCAAACAAGUACAGUCUGUACUGAAAUAGAAAGAUCUAAUUUAGUUGUAUUGAAAAAAAGAGUACUGUAACUGAAAUUGUAUUACUGAAUGACUCAAAAAGCCAUCUCUUUGAAGUAAAUCUAGAAAUAUAUUUAAAUAAGAAAACACUGCUGAUUAUUUCGAGACUUUAAUUUCAUUAAACAAAUUGGUAGACAGUUGAUUUUUUAUUCAUUUGUUAUGGAACUCAAAACAAUGUGUCUCCAAAUUCUUUCCUUUUAUCUAUAUCACUGAUUAUUUAACCCAAAUGUAACGGUCUAUUGUAAAUAAAACAAAAUCGCACUGUGUUCUUUCGACUUCGUGUAUAUAAAUAUGUACAUAUUAAGGAUAUUUUUUACCUAUUCUGAUAUAUUUCUUGUGUAAUUUGAAUGUGUGCAUACAUCUAUUUUCAUUAUGAAUUAACUGAGGAAAAUUUUUUGGCAUAAUUGAUUUGUUAUAUCUAUAUAGCUUGUCUGUUUCUUUAGGGAAUAUAAGAGUUCUUCCAGUUUUAUUUUUUCUCAUAAAAGAUAAAAACAUGCCAUUAGUUGGUUCUGCUUUUCUCUUUUGGAUUGAAUUAUCACAUGGUUGUCACUUGAGGAAUGUUAGGUAAUGAAGACUUUCAUGGUGAAUAACAAUUCUUUUAACGUAACGGCAAACCCGAAUGGAACUUUUUGUUUCAUUUUGAUGUAGAAAUUACAUAAAAUAUGUCAAUAUCCAAAGCUAUACCUUUUUUGUUCUUUAUGAAAUUAUCUACACACUAUUUUUUGUUCCUUAUAAAAUUAGCCACAAUAGAUGUUGAUUACUAGACACGUUUUCAUUUGUGGUUUCUCCAAUAGAUCUGAACAUAAUAUUGUGCUACAUAAAAUUGUUUUCAAUCCUAUACUACCAAUAAUUUCUUGAAUAGUUAUGCGCCGAUUAUAAAAUUGAUUGAUCUUCAGGAGUCCAAGAGAAGUGGUGAAGAAGUUUCAUGCAUUUGAAAUAAGGCUAAGUUUUAAUGUUUGAUCCCAGUGAUUCAUGUAGAAGCCCUUAUUUAAAAUAUGCCACUUUGCUGUAAAUAUGUUCAAAUAUGAACCCUGGGUCCCUGGUAGUCCAAUUGAAACGAGAUUCACAUUUUUAUGCUCAAUUUCUUUUUGUAAUUUCAUAUUUCUUUGACAGGGCCAUAUCCAGAGAAUAGAGAGUAAUCAAAGAAACUAGAUCCAAAACAUAUUUUUGGAAAACUUGAAAAUUAUCUAAAAAAAAUAUACGUUUUAUUUUAGCUUUGAUUUCAGAUGUAUAAUGACAUAAGUUUAUCUAUCAUUGACUGUGUGUCUUUCAGAGUGUGUUCACAUUCCAUAUGAACCACAUGAAUUAAUUAUUUAAGUUGAGAUUCUUCAUAUUUGCCGAUGUCUCCCUCUGGGGAUACACAUCCUGAAUACGUCCCUGAUGACUCAUACAAAUUUCCCAUUCCUCAAAUAAUCAAAAUUGAGUCUGGAAAACCUGGAAAAGUUGGUGUAUUUCCAACAAGCAAGUUUGUGGCAACCCUGUGUCAUUAUCCUUGUAAUUUGCUGAUAUUUGAAAUUUUAUUGUUGAUAAAGGCGGCCUAAAAUGAUCAAGCAUGUUUUCCAAAAGUUAGAACUAAUAUAUGACUAAUUUUACUGGAAGAAUUCCCUCAGUGUAUCUAUGCUUCUUAUUUUCAUAAAUUUGUAGUGUAUAUCAAUUUCAAACUGCAAAUGCACCCCUUUUGUACCAGUGAAUACAUUUUCCAAAGAGGCUCUCGUGUGAUACAUUAAUCAAAUACAUCCUUAUGAUGGAGUUGCUAGAAAUGAUUGUAUUCCGAUACCAAUAGUUUGAGCAAAUGAAAAUCAUUCGACUGUGAAUCGUUCAGCUUUAUUUUUAUCUCCUUGCUUAGUGUGUUGAUAAACAAAGGCAAUGAAAAUUAAAUCCAGACUAAAUUGAAUAAUCCUUAACUUUUAACUGAACUUUCUUUUCUGUAAAACUUUCCACACAUCAAGAACUGAUUUCAGAAAUAUACUGUAUAUUUGUUGAUGUGUAACACUCUGAUUAGUUAAUAAUAAACAAGACUUUCCACAAUCUGAAGAAUGAUACGUCCAGAUCAGUAGAUCUGUGCAAGUAUAAUUGAGGUAAAACUGAAAAUUACUAUGUAAUAAACAAAUUCAAACAAAAACUUGUAACUUGUACUUAUAGAUUUUUGUCUACCAAAUAAGAUGAUUGAAUAUAUUUUUGUACAAAACGUUUAAGUUUUGGAAAGCAGUCUUUUUCUGUUUCAAUAUCUGACAUUCUGUUUGGAAAUCAACUUGAAACAUUUUCUGUCUAUGAGUGGUGUCAAGGGAAUGUGAAUGCCUAGUUAAACUGAAUUCUUGGGUAUUGUACUACUACUACAAUGUCUAUUAUAUCUUAUUCAUACCACUGACGUUUCGUCUACUACUGCGGUAGACGUGCCUUUGAUAAUGUCUAUCGCAGUAGUAGCCGAAACGUCAGGCAUAAAACCUGCAGACUAUGGUCCAAAAAACCCGGAAUAUUACUUUGGCAUAGUUCAGGUUCAUAGUUGUAUAUAUUUUCAAAAACAUGUGAAGACGUACUUUCUUCAUUAUAUUCUUCAAAUCAUAAUAAUUCAAAAAAACUAAGUGAUUUAUUAUGAUUUUAUAUAUAAAUAAUAUAAAUAUGAUAUUAUAUUUUUAUGAUUUAGUAUAAGUAGUCAACAUGUCGAAGGGACUCUUAUGGCAUUUUGUUUUGGAAGAUCCGUCUUGAUUUCGAGUCAUGCUGAUAGAAUAAACUAUUCUAACUUGAACAUUGCUGUGAGGUUUAUAGGGAGGUAAAAACUUCAAACAGUUGUUGAAAUUUAUCUGCUCGAGGAAAUGUUUUAUUCAUUAUAUGAAUACGGACCUUACAUGUGAUAUAAAUUUGAAAAGUCAUUUGUUUUUGGGCUAAUUAUAUUUUCGUUGAACAUUUCGAAAUGGUAAUCAUUGAUAUUCUGAAUAUGCAAUGCAUUCAGACAUUACCAAUUUUUUCAACAAUAUUUUGAAUAAGUUUAAGGCAAAAUUUGCACCAAUUUAUGCUUUGAGUAUAAUGAAAUUAUGUAAAAAAUGGAUUCACCCUUUGAAAUGGAAUUUCUUACACUGAUAAAAAUAGAGUUGAACCAUACAUUGUUAAAAAUAUAUAAGCUGGAUCUGAAUGUACUAUGUAAAUGCCGGGCUGAAAUUACCAACACUACCUAAAUGAAUUUCUGACAAUAACUACAUUUUCGAUUUCAACCACUAAGCAUUAGACAUUACGAACCCAACAGAUCAGAACAUUUUCACAUUUGUGCUUUCUUGUUCAUUUAUAAGCUUCUUUUUUGUAUAAUAGGCUGUAGAUGAUUUCAUAGGUUUUUGUGAUAGCUAUCAUUGUAAACAUAUAAAAAUAAAACUAUUUUUAGUAAGACUGUUGUAGUGAAAUUAGUGAUUAAACACUUAGUUGACAAA